CAAAAUUACAAACAAGCCCAUGAGAAAAACCCUGUCAACAAACAUCAGAUCCAUGAACACUUUUUUUUCCUUUUUUUUUAAUGUGGCCCACCUUUUCACUUUCUAUACUUUCGUGUUCUUCUUCCCCGAGUUUUCACCAGAAAACCAUCCUGACUAAACUCAAUAUUCGUCGAUCUGCAAUCAUCAGUUUAUUAUUAUUGUUGUUUUCAUCACUUCAAUCAUCAUGUCUAAGGUGAAUGAGAAAGAUGCUGCUGCUCCCAAACCUGAGAGUUCAGUAGAAGAGAAAAUUAAUCCUGCAGUGAAGAAAACUUCGUCGGGGUCAAGCUCUUCAGAUGCACAACCUGCACCUGCUAUGCCCUUCAUGCCUCCGGGAGCUGGAUUUCCUGCAAGUCCUUUUGACUUCUCGUCUAUGGCUGGUCUACUUAAUGAUCCAAGCAUUAAGGAUUUAGCAGAGCAAAUAGCAAAAGAUCCAUCAUUCAACAAGAUGGCGGAGCAACUCCAACAGACUUUUCAUGGUGGUGAUGACGGUGUUCCUCAGUUUGAUACACAACAGUAUUAUUCCACCAUGCAAGAGGUUAUGCAAAACCCUCAGUUCAUGAGCAUGGCAGAGAGUCUUGGUACUGCCAUGAUGCAGGAUCCAUCAAUGUCUCAGAUGCUCGAAGGUUUAUCUAAUCCCGCUCAAAAGGAGCAGCUUGAAGAACGGAUGGCGCGUAUCAAAGAAGAUCCGUCUUUGAAACCUAUUUUAGAAGAGAUAGAAUCUGGUGGUCCAACAGCUAUGAUGAGGUACUGGAAUGAUGAAGAUGUUUUGAAGAAACUAGGUGAAGCCAUGGGUCUUGCAGUCACGGAAGACGCUACUGCUUCCGUUGGGAAUCCAGUUGCAAAUGAAGCUGAAGAAGAGGCAGAUGAGGAAGAAUCUGUUGUUCACCAGACUGCUAGUGUUGGUGACCUAGAGGGUUUGAAGAAGGCAUUAGAGUCGGGUGCCGAUAAAGAUGAAGAAGAUUCAGAGGGAAGGACAGCGUUCCAUUUUGCUUGUGGGUAUGGUGAGGUUAAAUGUGCUCAAGUUCUACUCGAGGCUGGGGCGAAGGUGGAUGCGUUAGACAAGAACAAGAACACCGCACUCCAUUAUGCAGCUGGUUAUGGUAGAAAAGAAUGUGUAGCCCUCUUGCUCGACAAUGGUGCCGCUGUUACUUUGCAAAACAUGGAUGGAAAAACACCUAUCGACGUUGCCAAACUGAACAACCAGAAUGAUGUAUUGAAGCUGCUCGAGAAGGAUGCUUUUCUGUAAGCUGACAACGCGAAUGUACACUUGCAGAGUAGUGGUUGUGUUGAACCAAUUGAGAGGGAUAUUUUGGUUUUUUACUGCAAUUUGUUAUGUUCUUUAGUGAAAUUACAUAAUUGACUUUUUGGUCAACGUUGUGUGGACUUUGUGGUUUUUAUAUCAGAUGUUAAGUUAAAUUUAUAAAUUAACAUCUUUAAGUAAAUUAGAUUCAGAAUCCUGCUGAUGACUAGGAUAUUUCUUAAAACAAAAGUAUUUAUGUAAUUUUGUAUUCUUAAAAAAGUAUU
Molecule: messenger RNA, 1563 nt
Organism: Helianthus annuus (common sunflower)
Lineage: Eukaryota; Viridiplantae; Streptophyta; Magnoliopsida; Asterales; Asteraceae
Product: ankyrin repeat domain-containing protein 2B
Exons: 9
Coding region: 224-1285 (353 amino acids)
Biological process (GO): protein targeting to chloroplast
Cellular component (GO): chloroplast outer membrane
Molecular function (GO): chloroplast targeting sequence receptor activity; protein binding
Source: RefSeq, a predicted model, not a curated record